AUGGCUCCCGACAACAAGACUCUCACAGCGGCGUGCCACUGCCAAGGCAUCCACUUCACCAUAACGAUUCCCGCAGACGCCCUCCCCCUCAAAGUCCACAUAUGCCACUGCAGCGUCUGUCGCUACACCCAUGGCACACCAUGUAUUUUCCAUGCCCCGCUACCAGCAGGCGUAGCACCGCAAUUCAUCGCUCCGUCCAGCAUAGACAAACUGACACCCUACAACCACGCCGAGUCCCAGGGAACGCGGCAUUUCUGCAGUACCUGCGGCUGCCACAUCGGGGAUAAAUCACACGACGACGGCAACUGGGUGAUAUCUACGGCUAUCUUCACUGAGCCAAACCAGGGUCUAUGGGAGCUGCAUUCACAUGCUUUCACGAACUCCUCGCUUGAUGGAGGGCUUUCGGCGAUGUUCUCGCAUAUUGAUGGUCGCCAGCUUGAUGUCUUUAACCCGGAGACGUCAUUGGAUACUAGCAAGGCUGAAAACCGUGUCCGAGUAGACACAGUCAGAACCGAGGCUGAGGAAUUGCGCGCCGAAUGUCACUGCGGUGGCGUUUCGUUCUCUAUCUCCCGUCCUAGAAAGGAAUUUCUUGCUAGUCCUGCAAGCGAGGGGUGGGUUUUGUCAAGAGACACGAGCAAGUGGCUUGCGCUUCUUGAUCUCUGUGAUGACUGUCGCCUGGUCGAUGGGUCGAAUGUCAUAGCUUGGAUGUUCGUUCCAGUUGAUCAUAUAUCCCCUUCUCCACCAGGAGAUUUGAUUAUCGGGUCGUUGAAAAGUUACAAGUCUAGUGAAGAGUUGUACCGACCGGCCGGGGAUGGUUGA
This is a messenger RNA of Penicillium samsonianum, 819 nucleotides long. RefSeq names its product GFA family protein. The record is from RefSeq and is a predicted model, not a curated record. The transcript is spliced from 2 exons. Gene Ontology annotation, molecular function: carbon-sulfur lyase activity. The coding region runs from base 1 to 819 and encodes 272 amino acids. NCBI's taxonomy places the organism in Eukaryota, Fungi, Ascomycota, Eurotiomycetes, Eurotiales, Aspergillaceae.